AUGGGACGACGUUUCACUUCGGUGCGAGGGUUGGAUGCGUUCGGCAAGGUAAGUCUUACAAAGUCGGCCUGUCGCGCCUUUGUUCGUUCGCAGUUGUUGCCGAUGCACGAGCUCACGCGAACUGCUCCCCAUACAGACGAUGGAAGAUGUCAAGAUCAAGACGGGAUUCGGUGGAGCUUGUGCGUUGGAACCACCCCCACACUGUCAGGCUCAAGACACACGAAAUCGCCCCGUAACUGAACCUCCCUUCUCCUUGGCCGACACGCGGGAUUGCAGUAACCCUCAUCUCGUUAAGCAUCAUCGUCGCUUUGACAAUAUACGAAUUUGUCGAUUAUCGGAGGGUGCACUGGGUAAGCGGUCGAAGCUUGCUCGAAUUCGACGCGUCUGGUAUCCCGUUCGAGAACGGUCCCCGAACGAGGAGCUGACGGUCGCACUGAUCCCCGAUUUUCUAGGAACCAUCGGUCGUGGUCGACAAGUCCCGAGGGGAGAAGUUGGUCGUCAAUCUUGAUAUUGACUUCCCCAGGGUGCCUUGCUACCGUACGUUCACUCACGAGAGCGCGGGCGAAGUCAAUGUUCAAACCAAUGGGCAUACGUGCUGACGAGCUCGUCCUGUUCAUGACCGCAGUCCUGAGUGUGGAUAUCAUGGAUAUCUCAGGAGAGCACCAAAAUGGUGAGCAAGCCGCUUCAUGCCUCUCAAAGCGCGUCAUGCAAAGCCCGGAAACGCUGACCUCGUGCCGUUCGGCCCACACUGCGCGCAGACAUUCACCACGACAUGACCAAGACCCGUCUUUCAAAGGAAGGCAAAGUGAUCGAUGGACCGAAAGGAACCGGCUUGACGGGUGAUGUCGAACGACAGGCCAAGACAAAGGAUCCCAACUACUGUGAGUCAGAGCCUGAGCACCACCUCCUUCGAAACUGCUCCGCGCACUAGCUCAAAAUCUUUUGGAUAUCGCGCAGGCGGAAACUGCUACGGAGGUGUACCGCCAACUGAAGGCGACCGACCUGGGUGCUGCAACACUUGCGACGAGGUCAGGGAGUCGUAUGUCAAGCGAGGGUGGUCGUUCGUGAACCCGGACAAGGUUGAACAGGUCAGUAGUUGAUGAGCUCACCGCUGGCACUGGGCGAGCGCGAGCUGACGCUACGUACCCUACUCGCAGUGCGUAUCGGAAGGAUGGACCGAUCGAAUCAAGGAACAGUCCGAAGAAGGCUGCAACGUCGCCGGCAAAGUGCGCGUUAACAAGGUCAUCGGCAACUUCCAUCUCUCGCCCGGACGGUCGUUCCAGGCCAACGCGAUGCACGUCCACGACCUCGUCCCUUACCUCCAAGACGGGAACCGACACGAUUUCGGUCAUCAUAUUCGUCAUUUCUCUUUCGCUUCGGAGCAUGAGGAGGAGUUCGUCAGUGUCGGUGGUAGGAGCUUGGAACAAACCAAGAAGGAUUUGGGGAUCGUGAAUCCGCUGGAUGGAGUCAAGGUCCACAUCGAAGAGUCAAACUAUAUGAUUCAGUACUUCCUCAGUACGUACUGCCUCUUCGUUGAAGGAGCACUCGGUUGAAGACUGUGAGCACUGACAAGCAAAUGGGUUGUAAAUUCGCAGAGGUCGUCUCGACCAAGUUCAUUUUCCUUGAUGGUCGCGAGCUGAGGACUCAUCAAUACUCGGUCACCGAGUAUGAGCGAGAUUGUGAGUAUAUCGGGUGAAUUGGAGAUCGUUGAAGCUUGACAAAAAUUCUGACCCGUCGGAUUGACACGGCAGUGAGCGACAAGAGCGGCAAGGACUCUUCGGGGCAUCAGACGACCCAUGGCUACGCUGGUGUGCCAGGUGAGUGAAAACACGCAAAUGGUGACUAGAACGGCACGAGCUCAUGUGAUGCAUGCCAUGCUACAACGUCGUAUCCACAGGCCUGUUCUUCAACUACGACGUCUCGCCGAUGCUCGUCAUCCACCGCGAGGAGCGACAAUCGUUUGCGCACUUCCUUACGUCGACAUGUGCGAUCGUUGGUGGUGUGUUGACCGUUGCCAGUCUCAUCGAUUCCUUUGUCGUACGUCAUCACCUCCAUCGUCGAGAGGAGAUUUCUCGGGAGUUUCGGCCCAACUAACAGCAAUUUUCUUCCCCCACGUCUAACAGUACGCGGGGAGGAACCGACUGAAGACGGGGACGACCAAAACGGGGCUCGGGUAUGCGAGACCAGAAGGGAAAUACAUGUAG
Microbotryum saponariae is the source of this 2204-nucleotide messenger RNA. The record is from the annotation of a GenBank genome assembly. NCBI's taxonomy places the organism in Eukaryota, Fungi, Basidiomycota, Microbotryomycetes, Microbotryales, Microbotryaceae.